This is a messenger RNA of Pocillopora damicornis (cauliflower coral), 2224 nucleotides long. Its product is annotated as hydroxyacylglutathione hydrolase, mitochondrial. Lineage: Eukaryota; Metazoa; Cnidaria; Anthozoa; Scleractinia; Pocilloporidae. The record is from RefSeq and is a predicted model, not a curated record. Gene Ontology annotation, molecular function: hydroxyacylglutathione hydrolase activity.
GUUUCGUGUUUAGCUUUUUUGUCGCUUAUUGUGAUGAAACAAUCGCAUGUUUCACCGAUUACAUUGUACAACUUUGUAUCGUAAACACUAUCUAUAUUUAGUUGCAUCCCUCCUGAAUACAGUCGGGACAUCACGCACUCGACUCAUAUCUUGCGUUACAUUAUAAGUUCUUGGACGCUUUGUUUGUGCAUUGCGGUUGAGACACAUUUCUUUCACUGUUUUUUAAAUGUUGAUAUUUAUUCAUGCUCAUUUAAGGAAUACCACCUUGGGUGCUAACAACUCUAAUUGAAUCUCCACCCUCCCCUCCCACCUUACCCUUCAAAACAAAAAAAACAAAAAAAAUUGUUUCACUGAUUUACCACAAUAAAGUCAGCUACAGUCCACUCUCUGCUAACGGACACUCUUGUAAGCCGACAGCUCUACUUAGACACAUUUUACCUCUGUAUUUACACGUUCCCUCAAGUGGACUCUCUCUUGUAUGCAGACGUGGACACUUUUUGAAAGUGAAAAUUAGAUUUUUCUUUUGUUUAUGCACUCUCAUAGGUGGACACCCUGUGCUUGACAUUUGACUUUUGGCAAUAAAAUUUGUCUUUAAUUUGCAAAUCGACAAAAACACAACCUUGACAGAGCAACAGAACAGUUGGGAUUGGUUUUGUGAAAUCUUCAUUUGCCUGCAGGAAAGCAAGCUGUCAGUUCAUCUGGCAUGAAGUUACAGAAACAUAGGCAAUCGUCUCUUGCAAACCCUGCCGGCUGAGAGCCAUUCAAAUCCAGUAAGCAUUGUUCACACAAACAUGAAAGUUCACAUACUUCCUGCUCUUUCUGAUAACUACAUGUACCUUGUUGUUGAUGAGAAAACACAAGAAGCUGCCAUAGUAGAUCCUGUGGAACCUAAAAAGGUUGUUAAUGCUGUCCAAAAAGAAGGAGUAAAACUAACAACUGUGUUAACUACUCAUCAUCAUUGGGAUCAUGCAGGUGGAAAUGCAGAGUUAGCUGAACUUGUGAAGGGGCUGACAGUUUGUGGUGGUGAUGACAGAAUUGGUGCAUUGAACAAGAAAGUUAUUCACGGUGAUCAGUUAAAGAUUGGAAGCCUUGAUGUCAAAUGUCUUUUUACACCUUGUCACACAAGAGGGCACAUCUGCUAUGUUGUUAUUGGCCAACCAAGUGCCGUGUUCACAGGUGACACCCUCUUUGUGGCAGGCUGUGGAAAAUUCUUUGAAGGGCAUCCUUCAGAAAUGUAUAGGGCCUUAAUUGAGAUACUUGGAAAAUUACCCGCGGAUACUCUGGUCUAUUGUGGUCAUGAGUACACAGUGAAUAAUCUGAAGUAUGCUGUUCAUGUUGAACCUGAAAACCCAGAAAUUCUCAGACAAAUUGAGUGGUCUAAGAACAAAAGAGAAGCAAAUGAACCAACAGUUCCAUCCUCUAUUGGCGAGGAGCUCAAAUUUAACCCAUUUAUGAGAGUUCAUGAGGAAAAUGUAAAGAAAUAUACAGGAAAAUCAGACCCAAUAGAUGUGAUGGGAGCCCUUCGGCAAGACAAGGACAAGUUCAAACCUAAACACUGACUGGGAUUAGAUUCGGAAUAAUUAUUUAUGCACAGUGCUGAAGAAAUUAAUUGCUUUUAUUUCAAUCAAGAUUGUAGGGUUUGUACAGACACCAGCAGUUUUGGCAAAUGAUUGAAAUCUGUAAACUAGUUUACCAUACCUUCAAAGUGAAAAAAUAAAUUAAUAGUUUAAAAACUGCUUGGUAACUAUUCAGAAGUUUUUCUUUUAACACCAAGCUACAAGCUACAAAAGGAGCAAAAUAAAUAUUCGUACCAGUUUCAGAAUUAAAGGAAUUCCAUGAAGACACCAUUUAAUUAGACAAGUGUAAGGGAAGAUUAUUCUUUACCUAAAACCUGACUUGGAGGGAUCAAUGUGUCGCACUUAUUUCAUCUUAACUUUCUCAUAAUUUUAUGUAUGAUGAUAAAGUUGGGUAAAAAAAAUAAAUAAAAUCUAAGCAUUUUUUGUUUGUGUGAGUUAUACUCUGUGCCUUUGUUUUUAGUUUUAGGGAAAGGGUCAAAAUAAUUUGAGACAAGUUUUAGUUGUACUUUCCUUUGUUUUAGAUACAUUACCAUAAUCCUUAAACAAAGAGAAACAUAACUUAAACCAUGGUGAAUCCUGUAUAAAGUAAACUCAUCUUAAGAAGACAAUAAACAAAGUCCAGACAUUAAAACAAUUCUCUGUUGGAA